Messenger RNA from Entamoeba invadens IP1, 372 nucleotides. RefSeq lists its product as hypothetical. The record is from RefSeq and is a predicted model, not a curated record. Bases 1 to 372 code for a protein of 123 amino acids. The transcript has a single exon. NCBI's taxonomy places the organism in Eukaryota, Evosea, Mastigamoebida, Endamoebidae.
AUGAUGUCGGCGUUCACGCCAGUCAGUCCUAAGAACUACCAACAAAUCGACUCUCUCUACAUGACGCCAAACACUCUUAUCAGGAAAAGUCCAGUCAGUAGUGAACUCACUCUACUGACUGGAAGACGAUAUCGGCAGAGUGAAUUGGCAAAUCAAAUCUCUUCGAUCCAACGGGAAGUGUUAGACAUCUCUCAAAAUUUGGACCAAGACACUUCUGGUUCACAAACGUACGAACAGUCUGUUAACAGACUCUGUUACUUACAAGCCAUUCUUAAACAAAAACAGAAACACCUUCUUCGACUCCAAAAAAAUGUUGUUGUUCAAAAAUCCAUCAGAUCAAAAAAGAGAAACUUGCUCCUCAAGGAAAAUUGA